AUGGCCAUCAGAACCACUUCUCUCCUCUUGACUAUUCUCUACGUCACCGGGCUAGUCCUAAGUGCCCCGACAGCAAGGGACGGCUCUUCACCCCUUGCCGCCAUCACAAAGCACUCCCAAGCUGCAUCUAAGCGAGACUCGUCGGCGGAUCCCAAGAAAUAUCGUGUUGUCAGAGUUGACAAGGCUCUGUGGGAAAAGGUAUCCAAGAUUGACCAGCCGACGAAAUCCUUCCUCGACGCAACUCUGGAGCUUCUAGAGACGAGCCAAAACACCGAGGUUGUGCCCGUCUUUCCCUCUGACAAGGGGGAAUCCGUCAUCGUUGACACCGACGGCGAUUUGAUGGCGUCGUAUGGCCAGGAUAAGUUUGUUCCUAUCUGGAGCCGCGAGAAAAAGCACCACGACGGCUUCCAUCGCCACCGUGCCUCUGGCCAACAGCCUGCUCUCUUCAUCUUGGGAUUUUCUCUGGCACUUGCCCUUGUUUGCUCUUGCAUGAGAAAUUUGUACCGCCCACAAGAUGAUUCUGAGAGACAAGAACCUGAGCCUAGUGCGGUCGAAAAAGGGUUGGACUCCAAGAAGGAGCAGCCGUAG
This is a messenger RNA of Trichoderma aggressivum f. europaeum, 588 nucleotides long. RefSeq lists its product as uncharacterized. Bases 1 to 588 code for a protein of 195 amino acids. NCBI's taxonomy places the organism in Eukaryota, Fungi, Ascomycota, Sordariomycetes, Hypocreales, Hypocreaceae. The transcript is spliced from 2 exons. The record is from RefSeq and is a predicted model, not a curated record.